AUGGCAGGUGACGGUGGGGACCUUUUGGAUAACGUCAGAGGAUCAAUAAUUCUCGUUAGCGUCGGCUCAGCUGCACUUGUGUUAGCAAUCUCCAUGGCCGUGAGUUGGUGCAGGAGUCACGUCCCCACCCCGAGCCCACCAGAACCCAGAGGCGCUUUUACGCCCCAAAACAUUGAAAUGGCGAGCAGCUUUGAGAACUCAGCCGCCCACCCCAUCCCAACCCAUAAAUACCAUAAGGCUAUAGCCUUGGCCGGAGACGACGGCCUUUGCUCAGUGUGCCUGUGUGAAUUUGAAGAGGGCGAGGAGCUGCGUACUUUGCCUGAAUGUUUACACUCAUUUCAUGCCCCAUGUAUUGAUAUGUGGCUUUAUUCUCAUCAAAAUUGCCCCAUGUGUCGUGCCAACGCCCUGCCUUCACUGCAAAACUUUCGACAGCCGGGUCUCGUUCCUGUCGAAUUGGAAUCCGUUAUGUUACAGAUUGUUGUACAAUCAAGAACCAGAGGGUUGGUUUGA
Mangifera indica (mango) is the source of this 510-nucleotide messenger RNA. Its product is annotated as RING-H2 finger protein ATL11-like. Gene Ontology annotation, biological process: protein ubiquitination. The transcript has a single exon. NCBI's taxonomy places the organism in Eukaryota, Viridiplantae, Streptophyta, Magnoliopsida, Sapindales, Anacardiaceae. The record is from RefSeq and is a predicted model, not a curated record. The coding region runs from base 1 to 510 and encodes 169 amino acids.